AAACGUCCGUCACUGAAUACAGUCCUUCCUUUACCCGCGUGUGCUUGCUAUAGAUGUCUUCACGUACAGAGCCCGGAUCAUCAACUACCGCCGCGAUGGCUUCUACCGGUGGUACUUUGGACUCUCCUGUCAAACAGAUCCAGAUCGAAGGACUGGUGGUGUUGAAGAUUAUAAAGCACUACCAGGAAGAGGGCCAGGGAAGCGAAGUGGUUCAGGGGGUCCUGCUGGGCCUUGUAGUCGAGGACCGGCUGGAGAUCACCAACUGCUUCCCUUUCCCCCAGCACACUGAAGAUGAUGCAGACUUUGAUGAAGUCCAGUACCAGAUGGAGAUGAUGCGUUCCUUGCGUCACGUCAACAUUGACCAUCUGCAUGUGGGCUGGUACCAGUCCACCUACUAUGGCUCCUUUGUCAGCCGAGCUCUGCUAGACUCCCAGUUCAGCUAUCAGCAUGCCAUCGAAGAAUCAGUUGUGCUCAUCUACGACCCUAUAAAGACGGCCCAAGGCUCCUUGUCCCUCAAGGCUUACAGGCUGACUCCAAAACUCAUGGAGAUCUGCAAAGAGAAGGAUUUCACACCAGAGGGCUUGAAAAAGGCAAACAUUGGCUUUGAGCAUAUGUUUGAGGAGGUGCCUAUCAUCAUCAAGAAUUCUCACCUCAUCAAUGUGCUCAUGUGGGAGCUGGAGGAAAAGUCCAUGGUCGCCGACAAGCACGAACUGCUCAACCUGUCAAGCAGCAACCACUUGGAGAAGAGCCUUCAGCUUCUGAUGGACAGAGUGGAUGACAUGAGCCAAGAAAUUGUCAAAUACAACACCUACAGCCGCAACCUUAGCAAACAACAGCAGCAGAAGCACCAGUACCUCCAAAGGCGGCAGCAGGAGAACACCCAGCGACAGAGCAGAGGAGAGCCCCCGCUGCCUGAGGAGGACAUCACUAAAAUGUUCAAGCCGCCCCAGCCUCCACCUCGGAUGGAGACAUUACUCAUUGCAGGGCAAAUUAACAACUACUGCCAGAACAUUAAGGAGUUCACCUCCCAGAACCUGGGGAAGCUGUUCAUGGCAGAGGCUCUCCAAGGCUCCAACUAGAAGAGGAACGACCCACAGAAGAUUGUGCAGAGGGAGGAGAAAAGAAAGAAAAACCUGCAAAAACACAGAUGCAAAACAUCAUCCUGGACAACAACAGGUUGAAGUCUGCACUGUUGGGGGUCCUACGAAUUUAUUCAUUGUUUUUAUGCCAAUUCUAUCUUAAAAAAUGCUGUUUGAAUUAAACUAAAACUGGCAUCUCUC
Molecule: messenger RNA, 1280 nt
Organism: Cynoglossus semilaevis (tongue sole)
Lineage: Eukaryota; Metazoa; Chordata; Actinopteri; Pleuronectiformes; Cynoglossidae
Product: eukaryotic translation initiation factor 3 subunit H
Exons: 8
Coding region: 54-1079 (341 amino acids)
Cellular component (GO): cytoplasm; eukaryotic translation initiation factor 3 complex
Molecular function (GO): translation initiation factor activity; metallopeptidase activity; protein binding
Source: RefSeq, a predicted model, not a curated record